This is a messenger RNA of Cotesia glomerata, 621 nucleotides long. RefSeq names its product speckle-type POZ protein-like. The transcript has 2 exons. NCBI's taxonomy places the organism in Eukaryota, Metazoa, Arthropoda, Insecta, Hymenoptera, Braconidae. Gene Ontology annotation, biological process: proteasome-mediated ubiquitin-dependent protein catabolic process; regulation of proteolysis. The record is from RefSeq and is a predicted model, not a curated record. Gene Ontology annotation, molecular function: ubiquitin protein ligase binding. Gene Ontology annotation, cellular component: cytoplasm. Bases 1 to 621 code for a protein of 206 amino acids.
AUGUUCAGCAACCAGACUGGAUUUUACAGUUAUAUGAAAAUAGAGAUUAGCGGCGAUUUAACAAUUAAGAUACAAGAUAAUGAAUUUCGAGCCCACAAACAAGUAUUAGAUCAACGAGGCUUUGCAUUAAAUAAUGCAACUACCGAGGAAAAUAAUAUUUUUAUUCUUUCGGGCAUAAGUCCUGAGAUAUUUGGUAUGAUAUUGGAAUUAGUUUACACGGGAGCUAUCAAGAAAUUGGAUGACUUUGCUGAACCUUUAUUAGAAGCUGCAGACCGAUUUGAACUUAAGGAUCUCAAGUAUUUAUGUGAAAGGUCAUUAGCAGAAAAUUAUGUUGAUUAUAAUAAUUUCGCAGAUGCCUACGUUUUAGCUAAACGCUGUAAUGCUGAUGAGUUAUUGACUUAUGCUCGUUAUAUGGAAAUAGUGCUUUCUGGCAAAGAAUGUCAAAGAUGGUCUGAAAAUAAUCCGCCAACUGCUGAGCAAUUGGAAAAAUAUUUAUUGCCAAUGAAACAAAUACGGGAAGCAGAAAAAACUUCAACAGCACAUCCUUCUGAUGCUCUAGGUGUGUUAAACAAUAAGUUUAGUGAGUGUUCUACAAAUGAUUCGAACAACGAGAGUCCGUAA